UUUGACGAACUGUUGUAAGCGAAUAGAACUCUCACCAAUAUUACUGCUUGCUUGUACCCGUUCUCGAAACUUCCUAGGAGAGUAAUGGACGUUACUCGAAAGGGAACCAAUCAGAUAGCGCUGCACACUUCCGAAAUUCUCCUUUUGCUGGCGGUACGAUAAUCGAACAAAAUGACGGAAGGUGCAGUUACAAUUAGAACUAGAAAAUUCAUGAGCAAUCGGUUAUUAUGCCGAAAACAAAUGGUUGUAGAUGUAUUUCAUCCAGGUCAUCCAUCAGUUCGAAAAACAGAAAUACGUGAAAAACUAGCUAAAAUGUACAAAGUUACACCAGAUGUAGUUUUUGUAUUUGGUUUUCAAACUAAUUUUGGUGGUGGUAAAUCAACUGGAUUUGCAUUAAUUUAUGAUACAUUGGACUUUGCAAAAAAAUUUGAACCUAAAUAUAGGUUAGCUAGGCAUGGACUAUUUGAAAAACAAAAACAAACAAGAAAGCAACGUAAAGAACGUAAAAACAGAAUGAAGAAGGUUAGAGGUACAAAGAAGAGUAAAGUAGGAGCUGCAUCUAAGAAGGGAAAGAAGUAGUCAAAUGCUCAUCAUUUGUACUACAAGUCUCAAGAGGGAACUUAAUUAUGAUGCUCAUAUAUAUGGUCAGCAUGCAAAAAUCUAGGUUUCAGUUUCCCUUUUAUAUGUUUUCUUGAUUUCCCUUUUUUAGAUUUGCUUGGAUUUGUCUUGUAUUAUAGUCCUAAUGUAAUAUAAAUUUUAGUGGAAUUUUUAUUUAGUUUAGUGCACAUUUCAUUCAUUGUAAAAAAUGCUUUUUUAAUUUUUUUGUAUUUAAAAUUUUAUAUACCAUAUUUAAAAUGAAAAUAAUUAUGAAAAAAUAAUAAAAUUAUCUCUAUUAAUAUUAUCUAAUAAUAAAAUUAUUAUCAGUUAUAUUAUCAUCAAAAUCAUUUAUCUAGUAAUUAACAGUUAUUUAUAUAAUUUAUAUAUUAUUAUAAUUUUCAUUAAUUUUUAAUAUAUUUUUUGCAUUUGAAUCAAAUAUUAUAAAAAAAUUAUUUUUAAAAUAACUAAAAUUAAUAUUUUUUUUUUUUUCAUAUGUGAUGUAAAUAUAAAAUAGACAUAUAUUAAUUGAAUAUUAUAUAAUAAUUUUGAGAUAAUUUAAAUUAAUGUUAAUUUUUUUUUUAUUUAGAAUAUAAAAUAAUUAUAUAUUUUAUAUAAAAUCAAAUAGAAAAACAUUUCAGCUUAUUAUUUUUUCUUUUUUUAUUAUUAUUUAUGAAGCUUUUUCUUUUUUUAUUAUUAUGUAUAUAUAUACAUAUAUCAUCAUUGUAUCAUGCUUUUAUUAGAAGUAGAAUAUUGUUUUGCAUGUAUGGAAUGUAGCAUAAUUUAUUAAUAUUAAAUUGAAAAUAUGUUAAUGAUAAUAUUAUUUUUUUAUUUUUUAUUACAGUAAAACAUCAUGAAGACCACAAUUUGUUCAACAUGGACGUAAAAAUUAUUAUAAUAAUUUAUUAUCACAGAUAAUUAUGAUAAAUUUUACGGAAUAAAAGUGCAUUCUUCUUGAUGAAAAAAA
Messenger RNA from Apis cerana (Asiatic honeybee), 1561 nucleotides. RefSeq names its product ribosomal protein S24 (gene RpS24). Gene Ontology annotation, molecular function: structural constituent of ribosome. Gene Ontology annotation, biological process: translation. NCBI's taxonomy places the organism in Eukaryota, Metazoa, Arthropoda, Insecta, Hymenoptera, Apidae. Gene Ontology annotation, cellular component: ribosome. The record is from RefSeq and is a predicted model, not a curated record.